CCCAACUCACUAUAAAGGGACUCCGUCAAACUCAAAGCUUUUGAUAUAUAUCCCAAUCUCUACUUAGCUUGCUCCAUACAAAACGAAUCACUCUCGAUCUCUAUAAUAUAUGGCAGGCAGUUUACAGGUUGUGAGGCUAUCCAUCUUGGGAAAGCGUUUGGUCAGCCAAUUCACUUCAACUACAACUCCCACCUCUGCUCCCCUCUUAACCUGGAAGAGGAAGGUGCAGUCAUCUGUGUAUGAGAAAAUCCCAGACGAAUAUGUUAUACCUGACGUACGUGUAGUCCAACCUGGCGGUGAGUAUUGGACUCCCCACCCGGAAACUGGUGUAUUCGGGCCUGCUUCUAAUCACCUUUCUUCUCACUCCAUGCCCGUAGGGGCAGUCGUCAAAGAAUCUGUCUUGGACCUCAAAGUCUUCUUCCGCUCCCUCGAGGAUCUGGAUAAAUAAUCGCCUAAUCACUUUUGAAUUUCAGUUCAAACCAAUCUACAAAAGUUAUAUACUUUGUCCCAAUUAUAUAUUACAUAAAUAAACUCAUGCAUAAAUUGAGGACAGAUAAAUAAAAUAUAUAUAUAGGAAGUGUACUGUGUCCCAUAUAACUCUUUGGAAUGGGCAUGUGAUAUAUAGACAUAUAGUGAUUCUACCCAUAUAUGUAA
Ipomoea nil (Japanese morning glory) is the source of this 654-nucleotide messenger RNA. RefSeq lists its product as uncharacterized. The coding region runs from base 110 to 448 and encodes 112 amino acids. The record is from RefSeq and is a predicted model, not a curated record. NCBI's taxonomy places the organism in Eukaryota, Viridiplantae, Streptophyta, Magnoliopsida, Solanales, Convolvulaceae. The transcript is spliced from 2 exons.